AUGUUUGACCGUGAAGCAUCGCCCUUCAUUAAAGAUGUCUGGAUCUCGCCCAAGCACAAUAGUAAUGACUACCACAGGGCACGUUGCCUCCUCGACACCGGCUGCUUCCAGAGCAACAUCGUCUCGAAAAGACUAGUUGAAGACCUGGGCUAUACCGAGUCAGACUAUGAGCCACUCAGUGAGACAGAAAGGUUUGGCAGUACCACACUGAGUGGGGAACAUAUAGCCUUUGAGGGUGUCAUACGGCUGUCAUGGCACAACAACACCAGUACGAACCGCUACCAUCGUAUGCGCUUUCUCGUGUCGACGUCGACACAGUGCGAGAUGAUAAUUGGUGCUCGCUCGAUCACCAAGUACCAUCUUCUAAAAGAAAUGGUACUAAUGGCAGAUUCAGCUGCUCCCAAUGUCCAAGCAGAUGCUGAAUUGGUCGCUCUCAAAGACGAGUUAUCCAAGCUGAAAGCCAGCGUCGGGAACUACACGACAGCCAUCAACAAAGAAAAGGCCCUCCCAGAGGCCACACGCAACAAGAAGCUGAUCGCACAGUACGAGAAGAAGCUGGCAGAGAAGCGGCACAAACGCCACGUGCAAGAGCUGAGAGUUGAUGCACGCGAUGCCGAGCUGCAGAACAAGUCGGAACAGGCCAAGAAACUAGCUGCAACGGCUGACGAGGAAGAGCGACAAUGGAACGCGAAGCAUCCACCGAAGAAGCCUGCGAACGCGUCAACACCGGUGUCAUCGUCUGCAGGCUCGUCGACUCGACAGCCAGGACCUGUGCCUGUUAAUCCAGCCAAGCAAUCUACUCCCUCUCAUCGCAAGCCCACAUGA
Messenger RNA from Boeremia exigua, 825 nucleotides. RefSeq lists its product as uncharacterized. NCBI's taxonomy places the organism in Eukaryota, Fungi, Ascomycota, Dothideomycetes, Pleosporales, Didymellaceae. Bases 1 to 825 code for a protein of 274 amino acids. The record is from RefSeq and is a predicted model, not a curated record. The transcript has 2 exons.